GGCAGUAUUUUAUUUGAACUUUUUUAAGGUUAUGUUGUUUACUUGGUACUCGUAGACAAAACAAAACAACCAUCUGGUAAAAUUCUUAUAGCUGUUAAAAUAUAAAUUAAUAGUUUCCACCAAGACUGAAAAAAUAUGCAGAAAAAUCGAUUCUUCCUGUACGCUGGUGGUAUAUUUUUGACCUAUUUUUACUUCGGUAUUCUACAAGAGAAAAUAACCAGGGGCAAGUAUCCUUCUGAAGUUUUAAAUGAAGAUGGUACUAAAACCGUCGAAUAUGAAAAGUUCACGUAUACAUUGGUUCUGGUAUUUGUUCAAUGUGCUGUUAACUACGUAGUAGCGAAAACUGCUGCUACUUUGUGGCCUCAAGGUGAAGAUUCAACGAAGAGUUUGUAUUAUGUCAGUAUGUCCGUAACUUACUUACUUGCCAUGAUUGGUUCUAACAUGGCAUUACGGUGGGUACCCUAUCCAACCCAAGUCGUAGGAAAAUCCGCUAAGCCUAUACCAGUAAUGUUACUUGGAGUUUUAGUGGGAAGAAAAAGUUAUCCAUUGAAAAAAUACGUUUUCGUAUUUUUGAUAGUAUUGGGUAUAGUACUUUUUAUGUUAAAGGAUAAAGCAUCAAAUCAGAUACAAGAUACCAGUUUUGGAGUUGGCGAGCUACUUUUAGUGUUAUCUCUAAUAAUGGAUGGUUUAACAGGAGCUGUACAGGAGAGGAUACGAGCAGAGUCGAAACCAACUGGAAUCCAAAUGAUGGUAGUUGCAAAUGCUUGGUGCACUCUAUUUUUAGGAAUCACCUUGUUAAUUUCCAGCGAAUAUAUUUAUUUUUACGCGUUUGCAGUUAAAUAUCCGUCCGUUUUAACAAAUCUUUUCCUGCUCGGUUUGACGUCUGCAGUAGGGCAGUUGUUCCUAUAUUCAAUGGUAUCAGAAUUUGGACCGUUGGUGGUAUCCGUUGUGACUACGACUAGAAAAUUUUUUACUGUCCUAGCAUCGGUUUUAUUCUUUGGCAAUGUAAUUUCUGGCAGACAGUGGAUUGGAGCCGUUGUUGUUUUCGCAGCGUUGUUUUUGGAUGCUUAUUAUUCAAAAUCUCAACCAAAGAAAAAAUGACUCUUUUAAUAGGCACAUUCCAUUUUUUCUUGUUAAUUCAAUUUGACAUUGAACAAUAUAUUGUAUAUAAAGAUUUAUUAUUUACAAUAGGAUCUGAAAUAAGCUAAACAAAUAUACACGUUAAAAUUUA
Phyllotreta striolata is the source of this 1231-nucleotide messenger RNA. Lineage: Eukaryota; Metazoa; Arthropoda; Insecta; Coleoptera; Chrysomelidae. The record is from the annotation of a GenBank genome assembly.